CCCAUGACAUCGUCAUCAACUCGUAGAACGUUUCAAAGGGAACAGCCAACAGGAUCAUCAAGAGAAGAAAGCGAUAUGUCCAUUGAGUGAACCCAGUGGUUGUGAAGCAUUUCAUAUUCUGAGGGUUCUUGUUUUCGCAUGUGCUACCUUUCUUAUUGAGUUAGAGUGAAAGCAUCCCGUCCAACUCAACUUCGUGCAUACGAGAAGAAAAAACGACUGCAACGGUAUUCUACAGGUUAGUCGUAAAUUGGUUCACUGUGAACUUGCGUUCCUCCGAUAAAACGGCACAGUAAUAUAUUGCACAGAUAACCAGCACAAACAUGUCCAGUGGAAUGGUAUUCGCUACUUGCUACGCCAUUGCAUCUGUUGCACUACACCUCGUCACUACCUCCUAUCCAUUUUUUCAAGAGUACAUGGGCAUGGGCAGGUUCCUGUACCUGGAGAUAAACAACAUUGUCAGGCUGUCCAUGCAAAUUUGCCUGGCUUUUGCAGUGGUCAGGAUGCUGAAAGUGCCCUUACAGAUUUACAUCACAUUGCUCAACGUAUGGCUAGUUUACAGCCUUUUCUACGGCAUUCUAGCAGUAGCCAUGAUGCACUUUGCCAAAUACAAUAUAUUAAGCUUCAAACACGCAGACAAUGCAACAGGAACCGUUAUAAAGCCCAAGCGUAGGCAACCGGGAGUCCUCUAUCCCUCUAUUCUCAAGGAACUCGUCAUGGCUAUUGCAGCAGAAAAUAGUUACAUCACCUACGAAUUCGAAGACAAGCCAGAUGUGCCCAAUGCGAAGAUCUUCUCAAUGGAGGUCGCGAUUAUGACUUUUGCUGAUGCCUUGUUUACGGUGUUUUUACUUUCGAUACUUGGAAAAGUGUACGAGACCUUCCCAGAGCCUUUCCGGAAAGUACCUUUUUCGACGCACGAAACGUUACAGCCACUUCCUCCGGGCGUUCGACCUGGUACCGUCGAACCGAUGUACCCCGUGCUGCCUCCGUACGAGGUUGAACCUCAGACCCGAACGGAUCUUCAGUUCGGCAUGGAGCCUCCAACCGGCAUGGAGCCUCCAACCGGCGUGGAAACCCAAAUACCAGUGGAAAGCCAGGCUUACGGACAACCUCAGACAGUGUUCAGGCCUCAACAGUUUUAGGUUGAUCCUUGUACAUCCUUGCUAUCCUUGAUGAUAGCAACUGCGUUACAGCAGCCUUUCUCUCUUUUUUUUAAGGAAAAUUAUAAAACAACUGCAUAUCAAGAUACAUAAAACUGUGUCUACGUUAAUAUUCAAACGGUAUUUCGUACACUCUUAAAAAAG
This is a messenger RNA of Ornithodoros turicata, 1301 nucleotides long. RefSeq lists its product as uncharacterized. Bases 321 to 1139 code for a protein of 272 amino acids. Lineage: Eukaryota; Metazoa; Arthropoda; Arachnida; Ixodida; Argasidae. The record is from RefSeq and is a predicted model, not a curated record. The transcript has 12 exons.